Messenger RNA from Vavraia culicis subsp. floridensis, 303 nucleotides. RefSeq lists its product as uncharacterized. Bases 1 to 303 code for a protein of 100 amino acids. The transcript has a single exon. The record is from RefSeq and is a predicted model, not a curated record. Lineage: Eukaryota; Fungi; Microsporidia; Pleistophoridae.
AUGUUUUGCUUUACACAAUUCAUCAAAUAUUAUUUUUUAGAACUAUUACCAAUUUAUGCUGAGCACAUUUAUAUAUACAGUCGUUGGUUACCUUAUGUACCAUCUUUUUUACUCCAUAUUAUUCCAUGGUGCGUGAUGUUUGAUGCCUCAUCUCUAAAUACUAAUGAUGGCCACAAACGUUUUCUUUAUAUUCAAAACCUGGUAAAUAUCCGCGGCCGCGUUGUAUCAGAAGAGAUUGUAAUCUCAUGCAGAACCAAGGACCACUUAGUAAGACUAUUGGAUGUAAUUUUUACUCAGAGAUAA